Molecule: messenger RNA, 619 nt
Organism: Racocetra fulgida
Lineage: Eukaryota; Fungi; Glomeromycota; Glomeromycetes; Diversisporales; Gigasporaceae
Source: the annotation of a GenBank genome assembly
AUGGGUCGAAUUAAAAAAAUUUUAUUUAUGCGCCGUGCAAAUGCCAAAAAAGCAAGAGAGAAAAAAGAACUUAAGGACAAAGAUAAAGAUGACUUACCAAUCGUUGACGAAGCAUAUGACUUGGAGAAUGAUGAAGCAGCGGAAACAGUAUUUAGAAAGCUUAUUGAAAAUGCUAAAGAAAUGGAUUAUAAUAAAAAUUCACGUUGGAGGUAUACUGGAAAUUCUGAUCCUACAAGACAACGAAGGACACGACAAAACCGUAUAAACGCAGUAGGGAGCUAUAAAAUAACCCAGUUUUUCGCCCCAGUAAAUAAUAUAAAUGAAGCCACAGGAGACCAGCAGUCAGAUUCAGAAAGUGAUAGUGAUCUUGAACUCGAAGAAAAACCAUUAAAAUGGAAACAACAACUUCAAGAAACUGAGAAAAGGAUACAAAAUCUGCUAGAUACUACGGAAAUGUCAAAGACAGAUAAGGUGAAGUAUGUUUCUGUGAUCCAUUAUAUUCGACUUCUUCAACAUGACUCAUCUAAAAUGGAAGCAAGUCGAGUUGUGGCAACCAUUCACAAUGGUGGUGAGUAUCGUGCCAGAUGUAUACGAGCGUGGGGAAAAAGAUGUUUAGAAG